GGGGGAUGCUGAGCCUGAGGGAGCUUUAAAACAUUGCCGUGGAUCUGAUAUUUAACACAGCAUCCCAUCCAGCCCUGGAUUUUUCCUUUAACCAAUGUUUUUGGCUUUGGUUUUUGUCCUCUCACCUGGAUUUUAGGCUUUUUGUCGGGUUCAUUUAUGGGUUGCUGGUAGGACGAAGGACAGGUGACUCAAGAUGGCCGUGGCUUUGGACGCAGUGUGGGUGAGGGUGAAGAACGUCUGCAAACAGAAUGGGCUCCUCAUCAUGUCGGUGCUGGCCGUGGUCAUUGGCUGUCUUUUGGGAUUCUUCCUGAGGACACGGCGUCUCUCAGAGCAGGAGGUGAAGUACUUCCAGUUUCCUGGAGAGCUGCUGAUGAGGAUGCUGAAGAUGUUGAUUCUCCCGCUCGUCGUGUCCAGUUUGAUGUCAGGACUGGCGGCCCUCGAUGCCAAGUGUUCCAGUCGGCUGGGUCUGAUCACGGUGUCUUAUUACCUGUGGACCACCUUUGUGGCCGUGGUCGUGGGGAUCAUCAUGGUCUCCAUCAUCCAUCCAGGAGGUGCAGCCCAGAAAGAGGACUCCGAGGACAGCGGCAAAACUGUCAUGAGUUCUGCUGAUGCUCUGCUCGACCUCAUCCGCAACAUGUUCCCUGCGAAUCUGGUCCAGGCCACGUUUCAGCAGUAUCGAACAAGCAGUGAGUACAUUGUGAAAGCCAAGCCCACGCUGAGUCAGGCCCAAUCAGAGUCCAGUACACGGCGAGCGCUCAUCUACGGUAUCCAGGAUGAUAAUGGGACUGAUAUCCAGAACUUCGCCCUUGACCUGACCCCUCCUCCAGAUGUGCUCAUUCGCACUCGGGAAGGAACGAGUGAUGGGAUGAAUGUUCUUGGAAUUGUUAUUUUUUCAGCCACAAUGGGUAUUAUGUUGGGGAGGAUGGGGCCAAACGGCAGCGCCUUGGUGAACUUCUGCCAGAGCCUUAAUGAAGCUGUCCUCAGGAUUGUUGCUAUUGUUAUAUGGUACUUUCCUUUCGGCAUUGUGUUCCUGGUUGCCGGUAAGAUCCUGGAGAUGAGCGAUCCUUCGGCCAUGGGGAAAAAGCUGGGAUUUUAUGCGGUCACUGUGGUGUUUGGACUGGUUUUGCACGGUUUGUUCAUCCUGCCAGCCAUGUACUUCUUCAUCACCAAAAAGAGUCCCAUCGUUUACAUACGGGGAAUCCUGCAAGCCCUGCUCAUCGCCCUGGCAACCUCUUCCAGCUCCGCCACGUUGCCUAUAACCUUCAAGUGCCUCCUAGAGAACAACCACAUUGACCGCCGCAUCAUCCGUUUCGUGCUCCCUGUGGGCGCUACCAUCAACAUGGACGGCACCGCUCUCUAUGAGGCCGUGGCAGCGAUAUUCAUCGCCCAAGUCAAUAAUUAUGAGCUGGACUUUGGCCAGAUCAUCACCAUCAGUAUCACAGCCACUGCGGCCAGUAUAGGUGCAGCAGGCAUCCCACAGGCCGGAUUGGUCACCAUGGUGAUUGUGCUAACGUCUGUCGGGUUGCCAACUGAUGACAUCACUCUCAUCAUUGCAGUAGACUGGGCAUUAGACAGGUUCCGCACCAUGGUGAACGUGAUGGGCGAUGCUUUGGCAACAGGUAUCAUGGCUCACAUCUGCAGGAAAGACUUCAUGAAGGAGGGAGAUGGGGUUCCUCUGAUCUGUGAGCCCAAACCGGUCAUGAACACCCCACCUCUGAUGAACUGUCACAACAACAACGGCAACUACCGACCCCCGUCUUCAGGGGUCAAACACGACCUCAUCCCCUCGGAUGUGGCACGGCUGAUGCAGCUGGAGGAAGGCGUGCGGCCGCAGACGGAGAGGAGGAAGCCUCCGAUUCCCCCGAGGCACCUUAAGAAGAGCAAAGAACAAUGCACCAUUGACAUGAAUGGCCUUGAGACCAACGUAUAGCCCCCGUCAAGAGUUUAACGGAUCCUGGAAAGCUGGCAGGACAGCAUGGUCAUCUUUGAUUGUCAGCUUAUUACAGUAUGAAAAGUCAAAGAUGGGCCCUCAAACCUGACUGGAAAGCCUCCAAAAUGGGAAGAUUAUUUUUUUUUUUUGUCUUUUUAAACUCAAGGACUUGACAAGUGACAGGUUGAUAAUGGAAUUUAGGAUACUUAAAGGACAAAAGAUGAUUUAUCUUCCAUCAAAGUCGUCCUUGGUUUGGCUCUGCAGCGUGAGCUUGCACUCCAAUUCAGACUCUGAAUAUGGGUGUUGGUUCCUGCAUUAUUAAACUGGUUUCUAUUUGAUAUUAACAUUUUCUAUGAUUUAUUAUUACUUUUUUCUCUGUGUGCGACAUGUUAAAGUGUUUAUUAUGUUUUAUACUACUACAAGCAACCAGUUGUUUGUAUCAUAUACAAGACAGGACAUGACUGCAAUGGUCUGGUUGGAGCUAAAUGAUCAGGAGGCAAAGUGAAAUGCCCUCAUGUUUAAUUUUGCCUUAAAAAGCUGGUUUAGCAAAGCUGCUGGUGCUAUAGGCUGAUGGUGAUGACAGGGACAACAUGAAGAAGCAGACCGGACACAUGGAAAAAAAUAGGGAUUGUUUGUGUGAUUGC
This is a messenger RNA of Labrus mixtus (cuckoo wrasse), 2574 nucleotides long. It is a transcript of the gene slc1a7b, whose product is annotated as solute carrier family 1 member 7b. Lineage: Eukaryota; Metazoa; Chordata; Actinopteri; Labriformes; Labridae. The record is from RefSeq and is a predicted model, not a curated record. Gene Ontology annotation, biological process: L-glutamate transmembrane transport. Gene Ontology annotation, cellular component: plasma membrane. The coding region runs from base 194 to 1930 and encodes 578 amino acids. The transcript is spliced from 11 exons. Gene Ontology annotation, molecular function: neutral L-amino acid transmembrane transporter activity; glutamate:sodium symporter activity; L-glutamate transmembrane transporter activity.